GGAUUUCCUCCUCUGCCCCCCCUGAGCGGCUUUCAUUACACUCUCGCAGAGCCAAAACAAGUCGGGAGGAGAAGGCAUGAAUACAAUGACUGCAGAAAUCAUAAAAGACAUCUCCCAGCCCGACUCACCUGUCUCAUCAGCACCAGAAAACGGACAGCUGCUCUUCAUCCGAAGCGUCGCGUCCAGGAGAGACACGCAGACCACCAGCGGCAGUGCCAACCUCGAGGAGGGCAGCUCCCAGCCCCUGGUCUCCUCCUCAGCCACAGCUCAGCCCCAAUCCUACACCAUGACAUCUGGAGAAUUCAUGCAAUCCACCCCGACGUUCGCGCAGAGGUCCAGGAAGAACCUGUUUUAUAAGAUCCUGUGCUUCCUCGUGCUCGUCCUCCAGGGCGGCAUGCUGGAUUUCUACCUCAUCGUCUUCACGGAUCUCUACUGGUGCUCGUGGAUCGCCACGGAUUUAGUGGUCAUUUCUGGAUGGGCGAUCUUUUUCAUGAAGAACGCAAGGUCUAAGCGGGAACGAGCGUGCGGUUUCCACCAGAAGAGCUCCAUUUUUGGAUGCAACCUCGGCGAGUUUACCUUCGCCUACCUUGCAUGGCUGAUCUACGUGAUCGCGUCCACCCCAAAAGUGGUGCUCGUGUUGGAAACGUCCAUUCUGGAUCUUAUCGCCCUGAAGGUGCCCUUUGGCGUCACCGGGUUUAAAAUCACCAUGUUGCUGUGCGCGCCUUUGCUUUACUGCCUCAUCAACUCCAUCAUUGAGGAUCCCAACGGUGCCACCCGUUUCCACUCCCAAGGCUGCUUCGUGAGCACCUGCCUGGACAUCCUGGACAGCUUUAUAUUGGUGGAGGUGCUUCUGAAGAACGAGAUACCCAAUGUUUACCUUAGAUACACGGUCAUAUCCGUGUAUUUCAUCGCACUGGGCGUACCGGUGGUUUGGCUUUAUGAGUUGACGGCCUCGGAGAUGAACUGUCGCUGGGUUUGGGCGAGGUUCUUCACCGGCGUGCUGCUCAACGCGCCGCUGUUGGUGGUCCGGUGUUUCCUCGUUUUCGUGUACAAAACCCCAGUUUCGGUGUUUAUGUUCAAGAACAUCUUCUUUUUGGGGUGCAAGUGCCUGGAGCUGGUCGAACAGUGCGCGUCUUUGAGAGGUGUCCGGAGGUUUGCACGUGGACGCGCGGGAAACGCAGCCCAGUUUUCCCAUUGCGUUUCCGAAAACGACAUGUGCCCUCAUGGAUACGUGAACACACUGGCUGUCAAUACCCAGUCAUAGGCGCUCAUUAGGGUCUGGUGUUCUGUCCGGAGGCCACGUAUAUACUUACACAGUAGUGUGUGUGUGUGUGUGUGUGUGUGUGUGUGUGUGUGCAUCAGCCCUUUUAAGGGGAGGUACUACAGGUGCUAAUUUUGCUUUUUAAUUCACUGCAAACCAGUGAACAGGUAAAUAAAAAGUAUUGUUAGUAUACUUGCGAACUAUACAUGCGAGUCUAUUAAAAAGGUAAUUGUUGAUAUCAGCAAUUUUAAUUCUUGAUAUUAAAAAGAUAAUUAUUUAUAUCAACAAUAAAAAAAUUUGAUAUCAAGAAUUAAAUUGUUGAUAUCAAGAAUACAUAUCCUGAUAAAGAAUAAAAGUCAAAACGACUUGCCAAAGUGAGUCAAUUAAAGUUAUAUUAUACUCUGGUAUAUAGUGUCUAUUAAUAAACCUAGUUAGUAAUAUAUACUUAUAAUACUUAUGAUUCCCUCACCAACCCGUUUUUAAGUUUUCUAUGCAAAUUAGCCAUAAUCUUAUUAAGCUUUCACAGGUGUGCACAUGCUAACUGACAACAUGUGCACAAGCUUUAGAUACAUAUUUCUAUAUUACACUUUAUAUUUCGUUUAAAACAUUAUUGAAUUGUUGCAAAAACUAGUGACAAUAAUCUCAAAACCUUUUAGAUGUUUGAUGAAUAUGCAAAUCAGUCAUCAUCUUAUUAAUUUCCACAGCUGUGUACAUUAUUUGAACUGACUGAAAAGUUUUUUCAGCUGUUGUAGUAGUUCAUUUGCAGCCUAAAAAUGCAGACUUUUCAAACAAUAGUUAUGUUUUUUAAAACAAUACAGUUAUAAUGCACAUGUAAACAACAUAAAUUAGAUUCUGUGAAUAUGAUGAUGUCAUGUGCAUGUUUAUUACAUAUGUGCAAGUAGGCUACUUUAUAACUAAAACAACAAUAGCGGAGUACACAACCAUGUGUGUUGAUGCUGUUUUUACCACCGCCAUGUUGAUUAUAGAUAUUUUUAAAACAGUUUUUACAAAUCCAUGAGAACAGGGGUUGUUUUGACUACACUGUCGUCAAUAAACAAAUCAGUUUUUAGUGUAACUCGUUGUCUAAAUGGAACCUAAAUUGACA
This is a messenger RNA of Danio rerio (zebrafish), 2366 nucleotides long. The record is from RefSeq and is a predicted model, not a curated record. Lineage: Eukaryota; Metazoa; Chordata; Actinopteri; Cypriniformes; Danionidae.